AUGACGUCAAGUAAUUCAAACAAAUCACUCACAGCAGCUGAUAAACUGCGUGAUCUUCUAUCCCAAUUAGACCAUCAUCAAUCGCCUCCAACACCGACUCGUCCAUCAAGUUCAUUAAAAGCAUCAACCGAUACGCCAAAAUCAAAUGAACUCUAUCUACUUGUUCAAGCAGCUGAUGAGAUAAGCCAUCGUUUGCGAGAUGAGAAUGAAUCAUUACGUGAAGAUAAUACAAAACUUCGAUCUAAUGUAGUUGCGUUAAUCGAAGAAAACAAUCGAUUACAUGAAGAGAUUCGUAGUACAUUCGUGUCUGACAUGCUUCGAUUGAUUAAUAUCGACGAUGGACAAUCCAUGACUGAUAAAGAAUCACAAAUUGCUGAUCUUUACACGAAAAAAAUGCGUCAUCUGGAAAUUGAAUUGAAAGACGCUAAAGAGAAAUUGAGUUCAUAUGAAAGUGUGUGGCAAGCUCCGAAUGAUCUCAUGAACUGUCUCAAAUGUGGUGCACUUCUGCCAUUCGGUCAACAUAAUUCCGAACAUAAUGAAAGAGUUGCCGAUAUCAUUACCGAAAAUGAAAGUAAUAAAAGGAAAUUACAACAAUUACAAGCGAUUGUUGAACGUGAUCAAUUGAGAAUUGAACUUGCUGAAACGCAAAAACGAUUGAAGAAGCUAAUCGACGAAAUGACCGAUAAAAUUCAACAAGAAAAACAAAAUGCUGAGAAAAUCUGUGAGGAACGUUUGAAGGAAAAUGCUGAAAAAAUCCAUCAAGUGGAAGACAAGUGCGCCCAAUAUGAAUUAACUAUCGAUCGGUUAGCAAGAGAGAAAACAUCGCUAGCUGCUGAUCUAGACGAAUGGAAAAAUCGAAUUCAACGGCAAGAAAUCGAUCUUAGUCAGACGUCGGAUACAGUAAAACUUCAAAUUCAAAAAGCGAUGCGUGAACGCGACCAAGCCAAUGUGAACACAAUGCAGAUUCGUACGGAUUUCGAGAAAUUAUUAUUGCAAAGCAAUCAGGAUGCGCUUCAACUUCGUCAUCAACUUGGUUCAAAUCAAAAUCGUCUCAAUGAUAUUGAAAGUGAGUUACUCAAUUCGAAAAAACACUGUCUGGAAUUAACCGAAGAGAUCAAUCGUCUUACUCGUGAAAAUUUAAUGUUGAAAAGCGUCAAACAAACUCUCGAACGAUCGCGUGAAGAAAAUAUCGAUGCUAUAACUGUCAUCUUGAAUAAACGUGAACAAGAUUACCAUACAAAUAUAGAAAAACUUGAAUUGGAACGUCAUCAAUCUUUAUCAUAUCUCGAAGAUCUCGUUUGUAGUCAAAAUACAAUAUUGAAUAAACUACGAUUACAUUCGCGGCAAUUAACAAAUGAAAUCGAAAAUCUGCUGGAGCAGAAGAACGAGAUUGUUCAAGAAAUGACCGUGGAAAAUCAGGAAUUACGUUUGAAAUUAUCAAAUGCAUAUGAACGUUUAGAACAAACCGAUACGCAGUUAUUGCAACACAACGAAUCCCAUGUGAAAUUGAGAAAACGUCUUAUUGAAUUGAAUAACAAAGUUAAAGAAUACGAAAGCAUCAUCAACAAGAUUAAAACACAAGAUUUAGUCGAUUAUCAACAACGACUUGCUCUGAUGACACAGCGUAAUUAA
Messenger RNA from Adineta ricciae, 1632 nucleotides. NCBI's taxonomy places the organism in Eukaryota, Metazoa, Rotifera, Eurotatoria, Adinetida, Adinetidae. The record is from the annotation of a GenBank genome assembly.